Saccharomycodes ludwigii is the source of this 3954-nucleotide messenger RNA. RefSeq lists its product as uncharacterized. NCBI's taxonomy places the organism in Eukaryota, Fungi, Ascomycota, Saccharomycetes, Saccharomycodales, Saccharomycodaceae. The record is from RefSeq and is a predicted model, not a curated record. Gene Ontology annotation, molecular function: protein binding. The transcript has a single exon. The coding region runs from base 1 to 3954 and encodes 1317 amino acids.
AUGGCACCCUUUAAGUUUGGCGGUAAAAAAAAAUCACAUUUUGCACAAUUUGCAAGUAAUUUAGUAGAUGGACAUCACAGCAAUAACAAUAAUGAAAGUGAUCUGAAUAAUGAGCACAAUUUUAAUAAUAAUAACACCACCAGUUUUACUAAAAAUAAUAAUACAAGUACAUCUAACACCAACAACAAUGCAAGUGGUGGCCUGAAUGUUAUUCGAUCGGGGUUCAGAAAAGUUUCUGGAGGCAGUGGGGGUACUACUAAUACUAGUGCUGCUGCUGUUCCAGGUAGCUUUACCAGCCCUGCUACUACCACUACUAGUGGUAAUAACAAUAAAAAACAUAACGGUGCUAAACCAAAUGUUACCCCCCUGAAUUCAACACCGAUUAUGAAUAAUAAUAAUAAUAACAAAAAUGCUAUAAACACCACUAAUAGCCCUCCGGCAAUUCCUGAUAUGACACAACAACCGUAUGCCUCCAAUAUAAAUAAAAAUAACAAAAACAACAAGAAGAACAUCUCUAUUGCUUCUUCAAAGCUAACAGAAAGAUCACCAUUUUAUCAAAAAGCGGUAAACGGUAACAAUAACAACCUAGCUUAUAAUAGCGAUAAUAUUCCUGCACAAAGAAACAUCUCAUUAACCUCAUCCAAUUCUUCUACUAGCAAUAGCAAUACACACUCAACGUACACACCAUGGUCUAGAGUCAAAUUAGGUGUUUCUCCAUUUCCUAGGUAUAGACACGUUGCUUCAACCAUGAUAGUUAAUGAUGAGAUCUAUGUUAUUGGAGGUUUACAUGAUCAAAGUGUGUAUGGUGAUACUUGGAUAUUAACUGCACACCAUACAGACGGGAACAACACUUACACUAGUUUUACCAGUAAUACAGUAGAUAUAAGCGAUACUACUCCACCACCCAGAGUUGGGCAUGCAGCCACUUUAUGUGGGAACGCUUUUGUUAUAUUUGGUGGAGAUACUCAUAAAACAAACGAUAAAGGAAUGAUGGACGAUGAUAUCUAUUUAUUUAAUAUUAAUUCUAAUAAAUGGACCAUUCCUCACCCAGUUGGUCCCAGACCCUUGGGUAGAUACGGCCAUAAAAUUUGUGUUAUCGUGGGUACGCCUAAUACCCAAAUGAAAACUAAACUAUAUGUUUUUGGUGGUCAAUUUGAUGACACAUAUUUCAAUGACUUGUGCGUUUUUGACUUGUCCUCCUUUAGAAGGCCCGACUCUCAUUGGGAAUUUUUAAAGCCACAGGCCACAGGUUCCUCCAGCGGGUUUAUUCCACCACCAAUCACCAAUCAUACCAUGGUUACAUACGACCACAAGUUAUGGGUUUUUGGCGGUGAUACAGCUCAAGGACUUUUAAAUGAAGUUUUUAUGUAUGAUCCCUUUGCGAAUACUUGGGAACUGGUUAAUACAAAACACGAUUCAGAUUCAAAACCACCACCCUUGCAAGAACAUGCUGCUGUUAUGUAUAAAGAUUUGAUGUGCAUUGUUGGCGGUAAAGAUGAAAACGAUGUUUAUUCCAACGAUGUUUAUUUCUUGAAUAUGAACACUUUUACGUGGUUCAAAUUACCUAAAUUUCUAAGAAAUAUUCCUCAACCAAGGAGUGGGCAUUCAAUUACUGUUUUGAAAAACAAUAAGUUAUUAAUUAUGGGUGGUGAUAAAUUUGAUUAUGCUAAUGUAGGAGAGAACAAUUACCAUAGUAGUGAUCAUGAUUUGGGUGUUGGGACUUUGCUAUAUAUUUUGGAUUUGAGCAAAUUGUCUGAAUGGUGUCCUGGUGUAUUUAAUACGAGCAAUGUCAAUACUACAGCUAGUACCCUUAACAGUGUUAAUAAUGAUAGUACGAACAAUAUCAAUAAUAAUAAUAAUAAUAAGAAUGGUGGUAAUAAUGGUGGUAAUAGUAGUAGUAACAAUGGUACUGAUAUUGCUAUUGCUACUGCAACUAAUAAUGUACCCACUGUUGGUGUAAAUGUUAGCACGCCUAUUGCCUCACCGGAAGUUGUUCAAGGCGAUAUACUAACACCACAACAAAAGAAAAAGAUUGAUGAAAACAAUACAAAUGCUGGAAGUACCAUUAUACCGGUUUUGAAUGCUGCUACUAGUACGCCAGUCAAAACGAACUUGGAUGAUAAUAUUAUUAACGGUAGUAACAAGAGUAAUGCUAAUAACGAAAGAACUCCUAUUAAUCAAAUAAUUAACAACCAAACUCCGACUGGUUCCACUGCUAGUGGCACCAAUACUCCCUUAGACACACCAAAUGGCGUUGUUCAUGAUAAUAAUGAUAGUACUAUCAAAAGUGCCCCAAAUGCUACUAAUACUAAUAAUCAACAGGAAGAUACAAUCAGUGUUGAUAAUAGUAGCAAAACUAAUAGUGGUAUAUUAUUAACCAACGAAAAAUCCAGAGGUACCAGCGACUUUUUUGACACAUAUAAUGAUGAUACGAGUACUGUGACGAGUGGACGUAAUAGCAGUAACUUAAGGACGUCACAAUUGCAACUUGAUACGUCUGGAUCAGGCGUUUCCACUGUUAUUGCAAACAAUAACAACAGUACUAACAAAAUUGUGGGCAACAUUAACACUGAUGUUAGUAAUGCUUCAUCUAAUAAAGGUACCGAACAAGAAAAUGAUGUUGGCUUAAAAAAAGAAGAACAAGAGGAUGGUGAAGAAGAAAAAGAAAAAGAAAAAGAGAAAGAAAAAGAAAAAGAAAAAGAAAAAGAAGAAACAAUGUUUUCUAAGACUAAGACUACUAUAAAACCAAGGGCAACAGAUGAACAAGAAGAAGAAAAAGAAGAGGAAGAAGAAGAAGAAGAAGAAACCACAGAAACAACAGGAGAAGAUGGGCAUAUGACCCCUUCUUCUUUAUCUGCAAUAACUGAAUUACAAACAGCAACACUGGGUAACUCGCCCUCUAAAGGACAAGUGCGUAAAGAAUCCUGGUCUAGUCCAAUGACAGUUGCCAUGCCAACUACCCCGAAUAUUAAUACCACAGCCUCCGUCACUACUCUUACUCCUAUUAAAGAGAACAGUACUGUUGGGAUUGUUCAGAAAGAAAACGGUAUUGAUAAUAAAUUUUUGGCUGAAAUAGUCGAAGAAUUACAACAAUUGAAGCUGGAAACAAAACAAAGUGCUAAGUUGGCUAGCGAUAAAAUCAAGCAAUUGGAAUUUGAAAACCAACAGUUAAAAUCCAACCCAUCUCACAACAACAUUUCUUCUGAGGACACUGCUGUGCUGGUUGAGCAAAUUGCCACUUUAAAGAAAAUUGUAGAUGACCAGAGUCAAUUACUGAUACGUAAAAAUGAGGAAAUGCUAGAAAUUAGACAUUCUAACGAAUUGUUGGAAACUGAUUAUGAAGAGUUGCAACGUAAGAAUGAAUUGCUGAAUAAUGAACUCUUAGAUGUUAAGAAAUUUGAAUCUAAUUGGAAUAAUCAAGUUGCAGAUUAUUCUUUGAAAUUAGAUUCUUUAUUAAUUUCCUGGAAUUUAAACGAUGUCUGCGAAAAUUUAAAACAGGCUAACAAAAAUUUACAGCUGGAAAAUGAAACUUUAGGUACUCAAUUGACUAGAUCCUCACAAGAGUUAAAUAAUUAUAAGCAAAGUUAUCAAAACAGUUUAAAUAGUGUUGAGAGUACUAGUAAAGCAUUAACUUUAAGUCAACAGGAAAUGUAUAAAUUGAAAGAGGAAAAUAAAAGAUUAAAGGAGCAAAUAGAGGAGUAUGAAUUUGAUGGCGGUAAUAUCAACAAUGGUGAUAGAAUAGGAAAUGGAGAUACUUCAGUCCAAGAAGAUUCUGAUUUCACCAACACAAGCAUGAGUAGUUUAAACAACAGCAACAACACCGGUAAGGGAAAUGCUUUGAAAUUAAAAGUCAGAGACUUAAAGGCUGAAUUGUUUAUUAUAAAGCAGGAAAGAGAUACUUUAAAGGAGGAUGUUAUGAAUUUGAAGAAACAAUUGUUAACCAUGGAUGACUGA